Messenger RNA from Penicillium lagena, 786 nucleotides. RefSeq names its product SDR family NAD(P)-dependent oxidoreductase. The transcript has 4 exons. Bases 1 to 786 code for a protein of 261 amino acids. The record is from RefSeq and is a predicted model, not a curated record. NCBI's taxonomy places the organism in Eukaryota, Fungi, Ascomycota, Eurotiomycetes, Eurotiales, Aspergillaceae.
AUGCCCGACUUUAGUGGAAUCGACCUUUCUGGAAAGACUGCCAUCGUGACUGGCUCCUCUCGAGGCGUCGGCGCAGGCAUCGCGGUCAUGCUGGGAAAACGAGGGGCAAGCGUUGUUGUCAACUAUGUCUCUGGCAGCAGCAAGGAGAAGGCUUUGAAAGUCAUCGCAGAUGUCGAGGCUGCGGGAUCCAAAGCCUCUCUCUGCCAGGCCAACGUUAGCAAGAUGGAGGACAUUCCAAAGCUUAUUGAGGCCGCUUUGGCACUCAGUCCGAGCAAGAAGAUCGAUAUCCUGAUUCACAACGCUGCCCAGGGUCUCGAUGCCGACUUGAAAGACACCACCCUCGACUUCUACAACAUCCACUUUGACUGUAACGUCCGCGGGCCUCUUUUCCUCACCCAAGCCGCCCUCCCCCACAUCGCCCGUGGUGGUCGAAUUGUCUUCAUCUCCUCAGCUGCCGCCCGUAUGGGUGUGCCCCAGCAGACCGUAUAUGCUGCGACCAAGGCAGCCAACGAGUCAUUUGCUCGUGUCUGGGCAAAGGAGCUUGGUCAAGAAUAUGGUAUCACUGUCAACUGUGUCAACCCUGGCCCAGUCGCCACUGACCAAUGGUUCGCCAGUGACGAGAAGUUCCUGCAGGAGAUGCAGCCAUUGAUUGACUCCACCCCCGCCGCUGCCCGUGUUGGUGAGGUCUCCGACAUUGCUCCUCUCGUGGCUUUCCUCUGCUCAGAGGAUGCUAAGUGGACCACCGGAUCAGUGCUUUCUGCUAGCGGUGGACUCCUGAUUUAUUAA